AUGCACCCGAAUGAAUGCCUCAAACUCGAUUUCAUACUUGUAGCGCUAGCCAAGAUGCAGAUUCUCAGCGCGCCUUUCAGUUGGCUUCGACGUAUCUUCAAGCCUCGCGCCAUCACACUACAGGACGACUCGGGAGCUACUUCUGUCCUGAACAGAGAACUCGAGCAGAUCCUUGAAUCUACGACAUACUCGACUACGCGAAAGGUCAUAAGACAGGAAUUGCAAUCAUUCCUGAAGCUCUUCGAUAAAUACCUCUAUCAUAGUGCCAAUGGCCAUAGCUUGGAUCUGACGAAGAUUACCCCACCUUCCAAGCAUCAGCUUGUUCGUUACGAAAGUAUCUGCAAGGCAGAGGACGUCAACGCCUCGUUGAGUAAGCUAGCCGUCCUUAAGGUCGAUAUUUCCUCAGAUUUGGUUGUACUUGGUGGUCAGGACGGAGGGUCUUUCCUAGACUUGACAGUGCAGCAGAUUUCCAACCUCAGUUCGACAUAUGAUGUUGAUAUUCCACUUAUCCUCUUGAAAUCCCUCGAUAGCCUCGGCAGUUCUCAGCAACCAGAAAAUAUCGUUACUAUAAUGCAAUCGAAGUACCCCAAAAUCUUCAAGGACGCAGACUCGCCCUACAGAGUCUUCAGGAGUGCUAGUGGCGGCUUUGACUGGUGCCCCGCCGGAAACGGCGAUAUAUACAAUACUAUUAUGCGGUCUGGCAUGCUAGAUCAAUUGCUAUUGCAAGGGAAAGAGAUACUGUUCGUAUCCAACUUGGACAAUCUAGGCGCAACGGUCGAUCCUCAAAUACUGCAGCACAUGGUGGCCACAGAGACAGAUUUCAUGUUGGAAGUGGUCGAGAAAAGACGAGGGCAAGCAAAGAGCGACAUCUUGGUUUCCUCUGCGGGUCAGCUUACCUUGUUGAUGGAGAAUCAUGUUCCUUCCGAUCGCUUCGACGAUUUUCAGUUCGCUCAAGGGUUCAAGCACGGAAAUACCGGAAGCCUGUGGAUUAAUCUUCCUGCAUUGAAGAGGGCCAUGGAGCAGGAUAGUAUGCAUUUGGACGUCGUCGCAAACACUACAGUUACUUCGGAUAACCGUAGCAUCAUCCAGUUGGGAACCUCGGCGGAGUCUGGCAUACAGUGCUUUAAGAAAGCCCUGGGCGUACACGUCCCAAGCCACCGAUUCCUGCCAGUCAGAACUUGCUCUGACCUGUUGUUGGUGAAAAGCAAUGUCUUCUCCCUUCGACACGGUCGACUUUGUCUGAACGAAGCCAAGGUAUUCAACGAUUUGCCCGUCAUCAAGCUCGGUGAUCGCUUCCACCAGGCAUCCGAUUUACUGGAACGCUUCAAAGAUAUUCCCAAUCUCGUCGAUUUGGAUCACCUAACGGUUGUUGGGGAUGUCCACUUUGGCAAAGGCGUCGUUCUACGUGGAACCGUUAUUGUGAUUGCACAGAACGGCCAUCAACUCUACAUUCCCGAUAACAGUAUCAUAGAGAAUCGUUUAGUAUCGGGAAGCCUCACUUCAACGGAGCUUUGA
This is a messenger RNA of Pleurotus ostreatus (oyster mushroom), 1515 nucleotides long. RefSeq names its product UTP-glucose-1-phosphate uridylyltransferase. Gene Ontology annotation, molecular function: UTP:glucose-1-phosphate uridylyltransferase activity. Gene Ontology annotation, cellular component: cytoplasm. The record is from RefSeq and is a predicted model, not a curated record. NCBI's taxonomy places the organism in Eukaryota, Fungi, Basidiomycota, Agaricomycetes, Agaricales, Pleurotaceae. The transcript has 13 exons. Gene Ontology annotation, biological process: glycogen metabolic process; UDP-alpha-D-glucose metabolic process. The coding region runs from base 1 to 1515 and encodes 504 amino acids.